AGGUUUUGAAAUCGUCUUCUCCUUCUUCUACUUCUUCUCCUAUCAGUUUCUAGGGAAUUUCGUUCUUUGAUUUUUAUAUCCCCUAUUCUUUACCAACUUUUUUAUAUCGAUAUCGAUUUUUAUCCUAUCGUUUUUCAAUUUAUACACGAAUUAGGUGUUUUGUGAAAUAUUAUUACUCAGCAAAUUGUAUCAUGGCGGGUGGAAAUUUUAUGCACAGAGUUGUUUCUUACCUCGUUAAUGAGGUUCUUGUUAACAGCCUUGCCAACAGCCCUGCAUUCCAAAGAUUUGCUGUGAGGACAUCAAGGAGAAUUGAAGACGUGUCAAGUUUGGCUCAAAAGAAAAGGCAAGAACUUGCUGAACAAAUGAAGGACCUAUCAAAGAACUUUGAGUCAAACAAGCAUUAAUGAAAUGGUGAUAUUAUUGGACUUCGAAAAGACAACACAUGUAAAUUGCUAUGUUUCCCUUUUCUAUGGAGAGCUGAAACCAGAAAGAAAGUUUUAUACAUUUUUUUUUCUUUUUUAUUUUAAAAAGAUGAGGGAUUUGCAGUUCAACGUUGUAUUAAAUGUUAUGUGCUGUUUUAUUUCUUACUAUGUAAUAAAUGAUGGAAAAACAUUGGGGUUUGAGGUUUGAUGGAGAAAUCCCUUAUUGGCAAAUCUAUGCGAUUGUUUCAUUCUCA
Messenger RNA from Cannabis sativa, 676 nucleotides. RefSeq lists its product as uncharacterized. Lineage: Eukaryota; Viridiplantae; Streptophyta; Magnoliopsida; Rosales; Cannabaceae. The record is from RefSeq and is a predicted model, not a curated record. Bases 192 to 404 code for a protein of 70 amino acids. The transcript is spliced from 5 exons.